Messenger RNA from Hyla sarda, 2354 nucleotides. It is a transcript of the gene NAF1, whose product is annotated as nuclear assembly factor 1 ribonucleoprotein. The coding region runs from base 119 to 1681 and encodes 520 amino acids. Gene Ontology annotation, cellular component: sno(s)RNA-containing ribonucleoprotein complex. Gene Ontology annotation, molecular function: RNA binding. The transcript has 9 exons. Gene Ontology annotation, biological process: ribosome biogenesis; pseudouridine synthesis; box H/ACA snoRNP assembly. The record is from RefSeq and is a predicted model, not a curated record. Lineage: Eukaryota; Metazoa; Chordata; Amphibia; Anura; Hylidae.
CGACAGGAUUCAUAACGAGGCUUGAGACGCAAAGCGGGGACAGCGUGUGGUGCACGCGUGUUGUUGCUGGAUCUCCCGCUGUUGUUGCUGCUAUGCUGGAGGAGUGAGACCGAAUACCAUGGAUACACAGGAGGAAAUCGCUUUACCUGAAGGAACUGUUGGUGAAUUGCAAAACAACAAUAACCUUCUUGAAGGAGAAGAUGAAAAGACCUCUGUAACUGAGUCAAAUAUUCCCGAUAAAACACCACUGCCUGUGUGUAAUGACAGUAUUAUACAUACUAUCUCAGAAAAGACCCACGUUGUAUCCAUAGGAGGCUCUUCAGAUGAUAAUGUUGGAGUUCCAAUUGUGCCCCAGGUAACUGAAGUCUCUGAAGAGGAUAGACAGACUGGUAAGAUUCAGUCUUUGCCUUGUAACCUGCAACCAGAGCAAGAGAUGGAGGUAGCUGAACAACUGGAAGGCUUACACUUCAAAAACCAUACAACGGGUGAACACCAUGAAGGUACCUUAAAUGAUUGCCCUCCGGCUUGUGUUAAAAUAGUGGCUUAUGAAGAUGAAGACAGUUCUUCAGAGGAUUCCUCAUCAGACAGUGACUCUGAUUCAGAUUCAUCAUCCUCAUCUUCUACAUCAUCAUCAUCGUCAUCUUCUCUGUCUUCAAUGCUCCAACUUGAGGAAGAACCAAUAGAAAACAUUGACGUUCCUUUAAAGACUAAAGAUGAGCUACUUGUGGAUGAGUUACCCGCAGUGGAAGAAUUAUCCAUUAGCCUGCCAGACCAUGUUGAAUUAAAGCCAUUUGGAACAGUAUCCAGCAUUAUUGAGCAAUUAGUAAUAAUUGAGUCUUUGCGUGACGUUUUACCCUUAAAUGAAGACAGUGUCGUUUUUAAAGAGGAUCGGAGUGUCGCUGGCAAGAUAUUUGAGAUAUUUGGACCUGUACCACACCCAUUUUAUGUGGUCCGCUUUAAUUCUAAAGACCAUAUUGAAUCCAAAGGAAUCAAGAUAAAAGAUGCCAUGUUUUUUGCUCCAUCUGUUGAGGACUUUACACAGUAUAUAAUCCCGGAUGCGUUGAAAAGAGAAAAAGGUUCUGAUGCUUCUUGGACAAAUGAUCAAGAGCCACCAGCAGAUGCAAUAGAGUACAGUGAUGAUGAGAAGGAGCGAGAAGCAAAACAGAAGAAAAAAGCACAGAACCCAGGAAAAAAGAAGCAAAAAUUUGAUCAGCAAAAUCAGCCAACAACAAGUGCCCAGCUAUCACAACCAGUCUCUGGUGCUCAGAUGUCUUCAAGACCUUAUGCAAGAAAUGGUUCUGCUCCUAGUUUCUCUCGAGGGAGAGGUUCACAUCCUCAAGAAAAUACAUAUGGACAACACCACCAACCAUAUUAUUCUUCAGGCUAUCCAGGAAAUCAUAUAAUGCAGCAGUCAUAUACUUACCAUGAUAAUUCUCAAGAAUAUUCUAUGCCCCCAUCAAAUAAUGGUUACCACACCCAUAUGCAGAGUUUCUUUGGACAUUAUGGUAAUAUGCAAGCGUUUCCUCCUCCACCUCCAGAUUUUAAUUGGCCUGCACAAAAUUUGCAUUAUCCUUAUAUGCCAAACUCUCAUCUGUACAAUCUACCGCCACCACCACCUCCGCCUCCUCCACCACCACCACCACCACCUGCUCCUCCAAAUUCUGGAGAGCCUAGCUAUUGAUGGAUUUUGAUGACCUUUUCAGAUUUAAAAUGUUGUUUUUUAAUAGUGUUUUUCAAUUUACUUUCAACUUGUUAAUAGUAAUUUCUGAAACAUAUAAUGCAUUGUAAAGGAAAUGUUUAUAAUUGUAUUCAGCUUGUUUAGUGAAGUAUAUUAGUUAAUUAACUAUAUUUCUAUAGUAACAAGUCUACAGAUUUUAAGGCUUCUUGCAUUAAGGUUGUUUUCAGACAUGGCAGUUUUUUUUUUUUUUUUUUGGUUGUUUUUUUUUUUUGGGUUGUUUUUUCUUUUUUUUUUUUUCUUGCCAAAGUCAGAAGUGGAUCCAGCAGCAAGCAGAAGUAGAAGUCCUUCCUUUAUAUUUCCCAUUCUUCCAGAAUCCACUGGCUUUGGCUCAAAAACUGCGGUGGCAGUUUCCAACAAACAAAACUUGCAUGUGUGACACACAGCCUUAAAAAGAUGUCAUACUAUUUUCUAGAAAUUUUUGUAUAAAAUCGAUAUUUUUAACAAAUGUUGAAUCAUUGACUUUAGCUUUCCAAAAAGGAUGACUAAAUCUUUUAUUUUUGAGUUUAUUUUAUUUUGAAUAUUAUCAGAAAUAUUUAAAAUGUUACUGUAAACUUAAAAUUGUAUAAUCUAUAACAAAGCAAUGCGCACAACACUAUUAAGGUUGUAAAUAAAUUUG